AUGACAAUUAGAACAGCCCGUCCAAACCGGGGACAACAUUUCUGGCCCCGCAUGCACUGCUUGAAAAAGCUGGAGGCCAUCAUGGUGGAGAUGCAGACUGGGAUCAAGAGCUCAGAGCAGAAGCUCAAUGUCACCACCAUCCCUCAUGUCAUCACAGGUCAGGACAUCAUUGCAUGGAUCACCAACAAGAUGAAGAGCACCACAGAAGAGGCUCAGGUCUUUGGCACCAUGUUGGUGGCCUAUGGCUACAUCUACCCCCUGCAGAACCACAAGAAGCUGGUCAUGUGCAAUGACAGCAGCCUCUACCGCUUCCAGACCCCAUACUUCUGGCCAACGCAGAAGUGGGUUGCAGAGGACUCUGACUACGCCAUUUACCUGGCAAAGAGGAACAUCCGCAAGAAAGGCAUGCUGGAAGCCUAUGAACAGGCACAUUAUAACCACCUCCAUGAAUGGUUCAACCACAAGUGGGACUUUAUUGUGAUGCAGGCCACUGAGCAGUACAAGGCUGGUAAGGAGAGGAAGAAGCCAGAUCGUGUGGUGUUUGACUGCCAGGAGAGGGCCUACUGGAUAGUGAACAGGCCACCGCGGCGAACUCACAGUGCUUUGGACUGCGGUCCAGAGCGUCUCAUUGAUCCCAACGCUGAUGAGAAAAUCACCUAUGACAUGUACAGACGCAUGAACAUCUUCUAUCAACAAGCUAUCAUGAGGUCAAAGGUCAAAUCUAGCGUGUCCCUUGGAGCACUGGCCAAGUACAUCACGACCUACAAAAACCACGACCCUUUCCUGGCUCCCUGUCUACCCAGCAAUCCGUGGCAAACAGACAACGACUCAUACUGGACUCUCAACAUGAGGCGAGUCGAUGUUCCCACGAAAAUGCGAGUGGAGCGCUGGUCCUUCAGCUUGUUUGAGCUGCUGAGCGACCUACGAGGCCGAGACGACUUCAAGAUUUUCCUCAAAAAGGAGUUCAGCGGGGAGAACUUGGCUUUUUGGGAGGCAGCUGAAGAACUGAAGUGGGGCACUGCAUCUUCCAUGACAUCAAAAGCUGAGACCAUUUUCAAGACCUUCCUGGCCCCAGGGGCCCCCCGCUGGAUCAACAUUGAUGGCAGGACAAUGGGUCUGACAGUGAAAGGCCUGGAGCAUCCUCACCGCUACGUGCUGGAAGCAGCACAGACACACGUCUUCCUCCUCAUGAAAAAGGAUACUUUCUUCCGUUACCUCAAGUCACCAGUGUACAAAGACAUCCAGAAGAAGGCGCUGAACCCUGAGGCUCAUAACUUCAGUCCAGCCCAGCUGGAGCAAAAUGCUAACAACCGAGGCGCAGGCAUCCAUCCCAUCAUCCUGUGGCAGCAGGAGGAGGAGGAAAAGGCCAAGGCAGCUGCUGCAUCUGCUCCCGUUGACGUCAAGGCCAUGAUGAGCAAAAUAGACAGGAAGAAGUAG
Molecule: messenger RNA, 1437 nt
Organism: Plectropomus leopardus (leopard coralgrouper)
Lineage: Eukaryota; Metazoa; Chordata; Actinopteri; Perciformes; Serranidae
Gene: rgs9a
Product: regulator of G protein signaling 9a
Biological process (GO): regulation of G protein-coupled receptor signaling pathway; positive regulation of GTPase activity; intracellular signal transduction
Cellular component (GO): plasma membrane; neuron projection; cytoplasm
Molecular function (GO): GTPase activator activity
Source: RefSeq, a predicted model, not a curated record